Pistacia vera is the source of this 1466-nucleotide messenger RNA. RefSeq lists its product as uncharacterized. Gene Ontology annotation, molecular function: double-stranded DNA binding. Lineage: Eukaryota; Viridiplantae; Streptophyta; Magnoliopsida; Sapindales; Anacardiaceae. Gene Ontology annotation, biological process: chloroplast organization; regulation of DNA-templated transcription. Gene Ontology annotation, cellular component: chloroplast. The coding region runs from base 194 to 1390 and encodes 398 amino acids. The transcript has a single exon. The record is from RefSeq and is a predicted model, not a curated record.
UUCCAAAUUUGAGUGCUUAAACCCUAAACCUAUCACUCAUCAUUACAGGAAGUCAGGAACGUCGUUCGGCUGAGACGACUGCCUGGUUUCCGUCCGAAUCUUUCCAUUUCAGAAUAACAGGCAAGCUUUGUUUCUUUUUACUUUACAUUAUUGAUGUGCUAAACAACUGCUAAAACUUCUUAAAAGUCCUCACAUGAUGAAUCCCUUUAUUUGCAAAACCCUAAUAUCACUUUACUUGAAGAACUCUCUGCACGUCCGAAAACCACCGAUUACAUACUCAAUUUCGCUCCAUUUCUUCUCUACUUCUUCGUCUAGGUCAAAAUCUAAAAUUUCCUUGGCUGAUUACUUAAUCAAUCAGCACAGUUUCUCUCCUGAAGCGGCCUUAAAAGUCUCAUAUCUCCAAACUCACCUUAAAAAUCCUGAAAAGUUGGAUUCUAUACUGUCAUUUCUCAAAGAAAGUGGUUUCUCCGAUACCCGUAUUGAGAUAAUCGUUAGAAGAACACCUAAGAUCCUCUCUUCCAGUCUUGAUCGUACUAUUAAGCCCAAGAUCAAGAUUUUGCAAGACUUGGGUUUGUCAUCAACGGAUAUUGUUGAAAUAUUAACUGCUGAUCCCUGGUUUUUAACGAGAAGUGUGAAGAAGGUAAUUCUACCAUCAAUUUCGGUGUUGAAGAGUGUUUUAGGAUCCAAUGCUGAUUUUGGUAAGAUUAUAAAGAGAGGUGGGUGGUUUCUGAAAUUGGAUUUGGAGAAGACUCUGAUACCUAAUAUAGAAAUUUUGAAGGGUUGUGGAAUUGCCAGUUCGCAGAUUGUUAGAUUCAUACGUAGUUUCCCCAGACUUUUUCUCCAUAAGCCUGAUGGCAUUAGGAAUUUUGUGAAAAGAGUUGAUGAAAUGGGAUUUGAUAGGAAAUCUAGGAUGUAUCUUCCUGCUAUUCGAGUAAUAAGUUCGAUGAAUAAGGAGCUUUGGGAGCGAAAGGUGAAUCUUUUCAAGAGAUUGGGAUACAGUGAUGAUCAUAUUCUUUCAAUAUUCAGGAGCACACCCCAAGUAUUUUCAACAUCUGAGAAGAAGAUUGAAGGGAUAACCAAAUUGCUGCUUCAAAGAGGGAACGUGGAUAUUUCACUUAUCGCUGACAACCCUGUACUCCUUCUAUGCAGCAUUGAGCACAGAUUAAAACCUCGGCUAGAAGUUUUUGACUUACUGACAAGUAAGAAUUUAAUUCAGAAGGAAAUCAGUUUGGUUACCAUUUUUAUGACAUGUGAAACGAAGUUCAUACAGAAAUAUGUGCUUCCUUAUUCUGAUGAACUUGGAAAACUAAUGUAUUUUUGGUUAGAAGACAUCAAAACUAUGAAUUGUAAUAAAGAUCUAAAUUUGAUCUUAGGAUGUUCUGAGGGCUGAUUGAUAUGUAGGUGUUACUAUUUUGCUCCAAUGAAUCAUAUCUUUUUAUUUAUUUGUUGUUUUCUGUGGUGUUAAA